CACUCUGUUUUCUUUUGUUUUGUUCUUCUUUUCCAUUUCCUUUUUCUGUUUUUUGUUUUGUUUUCUUUGAUUCAAUCUCCACUCAAGGUUAGCAUUCGUGGAAGUCUCCCUCUCAUGGUGCGGUCCGUGUGGAUUUUAUCGAUCGUAAGUUUUGUUUUUCUUCUUCGGUGCGGAAUCGGUGCAGGUUCAACGCAAGAGGGGAUAGAUCAGCAGUCGUUGGCAUGGAUUGGUAACUACGGGCAGAGAUCGAUAGCCGCUCGAGUGGAUCAGCAGCCACGGGCGGAGAUCGACAGUUGCUGACGUGGAUCGGCGGCUGUGGGUAGAGAUGGACAGUUGUUGGUGUGGAUUGGCAAUCACUAGUAGGGACCGGCAAAAGACAUGCAGAAAAGCUAAUCUUCUUCGGUCAAUCUUGGAGUCUUUUUUUUCCACUUGAAAACCAUCGAUGCCUCUUCAAGUAGUUUUCCAUUCUCAAAUGUGAAGGGAUUUUGCUCUGAUUUUGUUUACAGAUUAUGUUUAGAAUCCUCCAAAUUUGAGUUAUAGAUUAUAGCUCGGAUAAGUGAGGAUAACUUUUAAAUCGCUGCCAAAUAACAUUAAACCAUUUAUUUACAA
Molecule: messenger RNA, 609 nt
Organism: Rubroshorea leprosula
Lineage: Eukaryota; Viridiplantae; Streptophyta; Magnoliopsida; Malvales; Dipterocarpaceae
Source: the annotation of a GenBank genome assembly